Quercus lobata is the source of this 834-nucleotide messenger RNA. RefSeq lists its product as uncharacterized. Gene Ontology annotation, biological process: DNA integration. The transcript has 2 exons. Lineage: Eukaryota; Viridiplantae; Streptophyta; Magnoliopsida; Fagales; Fagaceae. Gene Ontology annotation, molecular function: nucleic acid binding. Bases 1 to 834 code for a protein of 277 amino acids. The record is from RefSeq and is a predicted model, not a curated record.
AUGGCAGAAUAUGAAGCUUGUAUCACCAGAAUGGAAGCUCUCCAAGAGUUAGGGAUAAAGGAAGCAGAGAUCUCUGGAGACUCAACCUUGGUUAUAGCCCAAGCACAUAAAUUAUGGAAGGGCAUAGAUGUGAUUGGAAGGUUAGUCCCAAAGGCUUCGAAUGGACACGAGUACAUCCUAGAGGCAAUUGACUACUUCACCAAGUGGGUGGAAACAGCCUCAUACUUUGUAUUGAAAGCCAAGCAUGUGGCUCGGUUUAUAGAAAAUAACAUCAUUUGCCGGUACGAGGUACCACAAGAGAUCAUCUCAGAUAAUGGCUCCCACUUUGAGGGAGAGGUUCGAAGGAUCAUGGAAUUGUACAAGGUUAAGCAUCACAAGUCUUCAUCAUACCAACCACAGACUAAUGGGGUCGUAGAAGCAGCCAAUAAGAACAUCAAUAACAUCCUAGCCAAGAUGGUGGUGACAUACAAAGACUGGGCCGAAAAACUUCCAUUUGCUUUAUGGGGUUACAAAACUUCUAUCCGUGCAUCAACUGGGGUAAUCCCUUACUCUUUGGUCAAUGGAUGUGAGGAGGUCCUUCCCAUUAAGGUAGAGAUACAAUCUUUGAGAGUGCUAGUAGAAACCAAGGUCUUAAAGGAAGAUUGGAUGAAAGAAAGCUAUGAACAAUUGGCUUUGAUAGAUGAAAAAAUAGGUAGGAUGCAAUACCAUGCACAAGGGUACAAGAAGAGGGUUGCUAGAGCAUUCAACAAAAAAGUGAAACCUAGAAACCUUAAGGAAGGGGACUUGGUCCUAAAGUGUUUAGAGAUGAAACUUUUAAUCCAAGGGGGAAGAUGA